UCUCUACGGCAACCGGGAGGGCGGCGACACCGCAGAGCGGAGCCGCGUCUGGAUGGCUGGAUGCGGGAGCCCGCUCUCUCUCGCCCCUUGGGCUGUAGGUUGCUCUGUCCCGGUUUCCAAGGCGGCUCCGCUCGGCCGCCGUCUCCGCGUACGCUCCAUUCCAACGAGCGCUCAGCGCCGCUCGGCCGCGCACGACUCGUUUGCACCCAGCCCGGGCGCCCCCGGAGGAACACCAGCCGCCAGCAGCAGCGGCACAGGCGACGCGGAGAAGAACGGGACCCCCGGCUUGCCAUCCGCUCGACGGCUGCGAGGACGUCGCUUCGGGUUCCGUGUCCACUGCGGCCACUUUUACACGGCCUGCCGGUGGACGGCGGUUUGACCACGUAGCGGCGGCACGGAGGACCCCGCCAGCUGUUUUCCUUCUGCUGGAACCCUUCCGCGUGCGGCCUUCCGGGGAAGGCUUCGGCUCGUGAGUGAUCGGUGUGAACUGCUGUCGGCGACAAGAGAAAAAAAAGUUAAGAAGUGGUCCUCGUCGUCGGUCCGUGGACGACGUUGUUGAUGCCGGCGCCGGGUAGGACGCCGCGUUUCCGAGCCCCAUCGGCCCUGCCCGGCUCGGCGUUGUGCCCGCGUGUUGACCAGGAGUAUAUUGCCAGAUCUGGAUAACUGUCACGACGGGCAGACGGCGGCGGUGCCGUACUGCUGCCGGGGCGCGGGGGCGCCAUGCGGCGGUGGCGGCCUCACUCGUGGUGGGCGCUCCUGCUGACCGCCUGCUGCUGCCUGCACCUGGCAAACCCGCAGAUACACCUCUACGUGCCUGCACACCUCCCGGAGGAGUCCGGCUACUCGAGCCGCCAGGGCCAGUGUUCGUACGGCGGCGACGACCGGUGCACGUUCGUGCUCCUGUGCCUGUUGUCCGGCGGCACGGCGGCCGGUCGGUGCGGCAACAGCCUGCUGUACACGUGCUGCGUGCGGCCGCCCCGCACGCGGUCCUCGCUGCCCGCCGACCACACGGCGGUGCAGGCGCUCCAGGCGCGAAGCCCGUCCGCCGCGCGAACCGCCACGCAACGCAAGUACUACCACGUGGGCGACGAAGAUGUCUGCGGGAGGUCAACGAACAAGCCGCAGAGGAGAAUCAUAGGUGGUGAGGAUGCCCAGUACGGAGAGUUCCCAUGGCAGGCCCAUAUCAAGAUCUCCCGUCAGCAGUGCGGUGGAGCCCUCGUCAACCAUUACUACGUUGUUACGGCGGCGCACUGCGUACAUCACACGCCCCUGCGUCGAAUCUCGGUGAUCCUGGGCGCGUACGACAUCCAGGACCAGCGGUACCAGUCGUCCCAGGCGCAGGCGUACAGCGUGCUCGAGAAGAAGAUCCACCCGAACUUCGCCUUCUCGGCGUCGCAGCCGGACCGCUUCGACGUGGCGCUGCUCAGGCUGGACCGGCACGUGCGCUACCAGGAGAACAUCCUGCCCAUCUGCCUGCCGCCCAGGGGGUGGACCUUCGAAGGGUGGCGAGCCACCGUCACCGGAUGGGGAAAGACAGACUCCACGCUCAGUAACCGCUACGGCACGCGGGUCCUGCAGAAAGUGGAGGUGCCCAUCAUAACGCGCAGCGAGUGCGAGCACUGGCACCACAUCCGCGGCAUCCGCAUCAGGAUCCACCAGGAGAUGAUGUGCGCCGGCUACAAGGAAGGGCGCAGGGACGCCUGUGUGGGCGAUUCCGGCGGUCCGAUGAUGCUGAACUUGAAUGGUCGGUGGACGCUCGUCGGAAUCACGUCAGCAGGAUUUGGAUGCGCGCAGUCGUUUCAGCCCGGCAUAUACCACCAAGUGUCCAUGUCCGUCGACUGGGUCAUCGCGAACAUGCAGUGACCGGCAGCAUGACACACGAAAGAAACGACAGUGUUCCCACCCUAUGUGCAGGCAAAGUGUCCACUGGGAAGGGAAGGCGGGCACAAAACGAGAAGAGAAACAUUGCAAAGGAAAGGAGCAACACUAAGAGAAAGAAAAAAAAAAGCAAGCAGCAAAGGUAAAAACACAUGUGCUGCGCAUUCCUACACGGCGCUUCUGUUUUACAGGAAUUGUUAGGAAAUGGAAGACUACCGAGUGUCUGCAAGUGCGGUAGAUUACACGCUCGAUCGUGACUCGAGUACAAUGGACAACAACGGCGGUGAUGACGAACAUCGAGUGAACAGUGUUUGCUGCAGUCCGUGGACAAAGUGCUCGGCGAUGAAAGCGUGUGUUGCCCGAGGGAGAAGGAACGCCGGCGACUGAUAUCAAAUCAAACGUUAUCGACCAAGGGACGAUGUGCCAAUCGUACUCUUCCCGGAUGAUGGGACAAUGGCGCAACUUGCCUUUUUUUUUUUUUGUGCGUGUGUGUGCGUGCGUAGCGCGCUCCUUCCACGGUAGAGUGUCCGUGAACUGACGUGUUGUUACAGCGACUCAUUAAAUGUUAGGUAUUUCCAGCA
Messenger RNA from Dermacentor andersoni, 2459 nucleotides. Its product is annotated as trypsin-1-like. The record is from RefSeq and is a predicted model, not a curated record. Gene Ontology annotation, molecular function: serine-type endopeptidase activity. NCBI's taxonomy places the organism in Eukaryota, Metazoa, Arthropoda, Arachnida, Ixodida, Ixodidae. Gene Ontology annotation, biological process: proteolysis.